Messenger RNA from Daldinia caldariorum, 1715 nucleotides. RefSeq lists its product as uncharacterized. The record is from RefSeq and is a predicted model, not a curated record. The transcript is spliced from 4 exons. The coding region runs from base 408 to 1286 and encodes 292 amino acids. Lineage: Eukaryota; Fungi; Ascomycota; Sordariomycetes; Xylariales; Hypoxylaceae.
AAGACGUCGUUUGCGAAGCUUCACUAGGUAGUUAACGGUAAGAAUAAUCCACAAUAAAUUAAGCUGGUGUACCUAUCUUUGAUAUUCAUAAGCUGUAAGCUUUAUAUCUGUUUUCAUACUUUUAGUCAUCUACUCAUUUCGAGAUUGUAUGACUAUGUGCUUUUAUUAUGACGCAGCUCGAUGCCUAUGAAGUAUCAAGGGGAAACGUGGCGGUUUCACUGCUAUGUCAGAUUCUAGUGGUGGCGUAGGAUUGAUGAAGAUACUAGCAUGUUACACUCAAAAUCAGCUACAUUUCGAGCAUUUCUGAUAUUCCAAUUUUUUUCUCCGUGGUUCCAAUCACUUACAUCACUUACAUCGCUUAAGGAAGAAAUAAUAAUCGUAUUAAUCACUCUCACCACUACGCUAAAAUGAGCCAAACCAACCUCCCAACUUGUUAUUUUCCUGAUAGGUCGAUUGACACGCUCAGCGUACCUUGCAAUAAUACCGCGCAAGAGCUUGGUGGUGCGAGUUCGUGUUGCCGUCCUAACGAUGCUUGCUAUGAUAGUGGUGCUUGUUUCCAGGACUGGUCGGGAGUUAUGUAUAGGCAAAGUUGCACAGACCCGACCUUUAGAGACCCAGCUUGCCCUAAAAUGUGUCUAGGAGACGGUAUGCUCAAAGAUGGAGUAUGGAUCUUAACGUGCGAUAUGGCGGCCGGGAAAGCCUGCUGUUUAACUAAUGAUACCUCAUGUUGCGGAAGCGAGAGUUCGUGGUUUGAUUUUAAACCAGGAUAUAUAAAGGCAGUCUUGAAUGGUGACGGAUCGAAUCGUCUAGGUCCUUAUAUAAGCGCUGGAGAAAGUCACUCACUGACAUCAGUCACUACAUCAACAUCUCAGACCUCUGCUAUAUCUACCGAGAAAACGAAUAGUGUUAUAAGUCCAUCAAUCGCGGCGAAUCAAUCAAGCGACCCAUCACCGAGCCCGAGCUUUUCUACGGCGGCAAUAGGGGCCACUGCAAGUCUAGGGGCGCUCCUAGUCAUUAGCAUAACGGCGCUUAUAUUCAUAUAUCUAAGGAGGUCUAAACGAGACAAGCAAGGCUUUGCAGAAAGUCCUCAGAUGCAAUCAACCUUCGUUGCAUCAUCUACAACGCAAGGGCAGCCGCAAGUACCAUUUAAUGGUCAGUCCGGUAUAAGUUCGAUGAAUAAUACGUCGAUUGAAAGGGCCUGGCCGAUAGCGGGUGAGCUACCUGGUGAUAUAAACCAUUAUGAGUUAGAGUCUUCGAAUGAACCUCGGGUAGGGUAUAAGAUAUGAAACUCUACCGAAGUAGGAGGUCUAUACAGAAUGGGAAUUGUAAUGCCACGCAUAGUGUUACCAGAUGAAUUAGGUCCCGACGAGAGAGCCUGGAAUUUCUGGAACAUGAUGUUACUGUAAUGUGCGAAUAAUGACGCUGUCCGUUCUUUUUAGGGCAGCAUGCAUGUCAAAUCUGGGAACGGGCGGACAUUGGCCUGCCCUUCACUGAUACCUGACUUCCGGCGGGGUUAUAUAUUGGGUAACUGACAAAAAGAAGUCUGCUUAGCCGCGUCGUGCGAGCUGAACGUGUUGUGCGACAUGGAGAAUCUUGGUAGUUAGAUGAGAUUGGGUAUGGAGGCAGGUAAAUGGGUGUGGUACUGUAUAGAUGUAGUAUGCAUGCAUAAGGACAUCAAAAGGCGGUCUGUAUGUAUUAAUCAAUAUUGAUAUCAA